CUGGCCGUAAAGGAGUUCUGGUCAAGGCAGAGUUCUCACUGGUGCCGUAUGAACCUCGUAAGGGAGAUGUUCGCUGCAGUGUUCACAGUGACACAAGCGAGAUUCAAGAGGCUGUGGAUGACAAUAUCCUUAAAAUGCAAUCCAUCGCGAACGUGAAAUGGGCACAACCGUUCAUAGAUGAUGUGAAACUGUGGGAAAAGAAAUUGGCAAUGAUCAACGAUGUGAUUGCUGUGUGGGUUACUGUGCAGAUGAAAUGGCAAUAUUUGGAAUCCAUUUUUAAGGGAAGUGACGAUAUCGCCAAUCAACUCCCAAAGGAAACCGCCAAGUUUAACGACCUGGACAAGAAGUUUGUUCGCAUCAUGAAUGAAACGGCCGCUGGGCCGAAUGUGGACAUCUGCUGUAACGCGACUGGUCGUCUUGAAGAGUUUCGGUAUCUGGAGGAGAAACUUGAGGAAUGCCAGAAGGAACUUUCCAAUUACCUUGAGACGAAGCGGUACAUGUUUCCUCGUUUCUACUUCAUAUCCGAUGAUGAGUUGCUCUCCAUUUUGGCUGCCAGCGGUGCAAAGUCAGUGCAGGAUCACAUGUUGAAGAUGUUUGACAACUCUGCCCACCUAAUUUUUAAGGAUGGUGAGGAUGAAACCAUUUGCGGUGUGGAAUCGCAGGAGGGUGAAGUUGUAAUUUUUGACCGCCCAGUGGCAACAAUGGGUGCGCCCGUGGAACAAUGGCUACAAGAAGUUUUGGAGGAGUCGCGCUCGACACUGCGUGACGUUCUUAAGGCGGGUGUGUACUAUUACCCUCGGAUGGGUCGACUGGAUUGGCUGAAAAAGUACCAUGGCAUGGUUACACUCACUGGGGCCAAGAUUUGGUGGACGUUCGAAGUGGAAGACGCUUUUAAUUCUCUCAAGAAGGGAAAGAAAAGUUCAAUGAAAGACCUGUCGGGGAAACUGACACGACAACUCAUUGAUCUUGUGGGAGAAAUGGAUAAGGAUAUUGAGAAACAGUACGCAAAGAAAGUCAAUACAUUGAUCAUUGUAGAUGUUCAUGGACGAGAUAUUGUGGAUCGCUUUGUACGAGACUCCGUAACGGAUGCUCGUGAGUUUGAUUGGGAAUCACAAUUACGGUUUUACUGGGAGCGUGAUGGUGACACAUGCGUUAUACGUCAAUGCACAGGGCGGUUUAAUUUUGGCUAUGAAUAUAUGGGAUUGAAUGGGAGACUUGUGAUCACCCCGUUAACAGACCGCUGCUUUAUGACGUUGACUCAGGCGCUGUCUUUCUAUCUUGGUGGUGCUCCCGGUGGGCCGGCGGGAACGGGGAAAACGGAAUCCGUCAAGGAUCUUGCAAAGGCUUUGGCCAUUCAGUGUGUUGUCUUUAAUUGUGGUGAGGGCUUGGACUAUAAGGCGAUGGGUACAAUCUUUUCUGGACUGUCACAGACCGGUUCAUGGGGUUGCUUUGAUGAGUUCAACCGUAUUGAACUGCCGGUGCUUUCCGUGGUAUCCGAGCAACUGCGCAGCAUUCAAAGUGCACUGAAGGCUGGCGAAGAAGAGUUUCUUUUUGGUGACAAAGUAAUUCGACUUGUACCGACGGUUGGUGUUUUUAUCACGAUGAAUCCCGGUUACGCUGGCCGUGUUGAAUUACCGGACAACCUUAAGGCUUUGUUCCGUCCUGUAGUGAUGGUUGUGCCAGAUAUGGAAUUGAUUGCGGAAAAUAUGCUCUUCUCGGAGGGCUUCACGACGGCGCGUGAGCUGGCCAAGAAGAUGGUGACACUUUACCAACUUGCCAAGGGGCAACUGUCAAAACAACAUCACUAUGACUGGGGACUGAGGGCAUUAAAAGCGGUGCUAGUGAUGGCGGGACAACUGAAGCGUGGUGCACCUGAGUUGACGGAAGAGUCUGUUCUGAUGCGUGCCCUGCGUGACAUGAAUACCCCGAAGUUUGUCGCGGAAGAUGAGCCGCUUUUUAAGGGUCUUAUUGGAGAUCUGUUUCCUGGUCUUGACCCAACACGUGCACCGCAGGAAAAUCUUUCAAAGGCUGCGACAAAAGUAUUCAAGGAGAAGGGAUUUUUUGUGGACGCGAGACAGGUGGACAAGGUGGUUCAACUCUACGAGACGAUGCAAACUCGGCACACCUCGAUGGUCGUUGGCCCCACAGGUGGUGGAAAGUCAACUGUUAUUGACUGUCUUUGUAAAGCACAAACGGACCUUGGGCUACCAACGAAGUUGUAUAUCAUCAAUCCCAAGGCUCAACCUACUACCGCGCUUUAUGGCGUCAUGGACCCUCUUUCUCGGAGCUGGACGGACGGUAUUUUCUCCAAUAUCUUCCGUGCAAUUAACCGCCCCAAUGAAAGUGGAGCGCGUGAGCGUCGAUAUGUUGUGUUUGAUGGUGAUGUGGAUGCCAAAUGGGUAGAAGACAUGAAUUCUGUCAUGGAUGACAAUAAACUUCUCACGCUUCCGAAUGGAGAACGUAUUCGUCUUCGUCCGACAAGUUCAUUACUUUUUGAAGUGGGAGACCUACAGUAUGCCUCGCCUGCAACUGUUUCACGUGUUGGUAUGGUCUUCCUUGAUCCUGUGAAUCUCGGAUGGAAGCCUUUCAUGUACGCAUGGAAGUUGAAACGCCCACGUGAUGAACUGGACACCCUUAACGAGCUCAUUGAGAAAUAUGUGGAGCCUCUUGUUAAUUUUAUGUUUGAUGGCAUUGACGGAGAGGUUGUGACAGACCCGCCGAAGCUUGUGAUCCCGACCAAUGAGUUAAAUAUGGUACGCCAGUUGACGACCAUGUUGCACACGGUUUCUCCGCAGAAAGUGGCACUGGAGCCAAAGGCAUUGCAGUGUGUCUUUUUAUUUUGUUGCGUGUGGAGUUUUGGCUCUCUAAUUGCCACUGCAGAGGGUCGUGUACGCUUCGAUGCAUUUCUGAAGAAGGUCAGUGGAUGGAACUUGCAAGAUGUGGGCGAAAACUUCCUCACCCGUUUUGUGGGUAGUGGAUCUCUUCCGGAGCGCAAAACUCUCUACGAUUAUUUUUUUGAUCUUGAAGAAAACCGGUGGAAGCCGUGGCAUAUUCUUGUUCAACCGUUUGAAAGACCACCAGGCGCAAAAUUUGGCUCACUUCUUGUGUCUACGGUUGAUACUGAACGAAACAUGUGGUUGCUGAACAAAAUUGUUCUCAAUCGGACUCCUGUCAUGUUGGUUGGUGAGAGCGGUACCGCGAAGACGGUCACCAUUCAGGCAUACCUUAAGCAACUGAAGCAACGUUCUCUGGAGGCAGACACAGCUGCUGAUGAGGAUGUUCAUCUUGAGGAGAUGCUUCUUGAGCUGAAUUUCAGCUCUCGCACCACAAGCCUUGAUGCUCAGAGGGCGAUGGAGGAUAACAUUGAGAAGCGCACCAACACCGUGCUUGGCCCCCCGGCAAAGAAGCGACUUUUGGUGUUUGUGGAUGAUAUCAAUAUGCCCCGUGUGGAUCUCUACGGCACUCAGCAACCCAUCGCCUUUUUGAAACUACUGGUGGAACAUCAUUCAUGGUACGAUCGAAAGGAUCUUCUUUUUAAAAAUGUGCGAGACACGCAAUUUGUGGCCGCGAUGGCUCCGCCUGGCGGUGGUCGUAACGCUCUUGACCCACGUUUUGUCUCUCUCUUCACCAUUUUUAAUAUUUUAUUCCCGUCGGACGAAUCGAUCAACACCAUCUACGGACAGAUUUUGCGCGAUGCCUAUAAAACAAUGGCGACUGAGUUGGGUGAUUUGCCGAGUCAACUCACAUCCAUGACGCUUAGCCUGUAUCAACAGCUUUUUGCCGCACUUCCCGCAACACCCACUAAAUUCCAUUACAUUUUCAACUUACGUGAUUUAUCGCGUGUGUAUGAAGGACUCUGCCGAGCCACCCCAGAGAUGUUUCCAGACACGAAGAGUAUCGUGCGAUUAUGGCUUAAUGAAAUUUCCCAUGUGUUCAUGGACCGUAUGGCAGAUUCUUCCGACAAGGAAUUUGUUGCGCUUCUCGCACGGAAGGAGAUUACGAGGCAUUUCCCGGACGCGGCGGAAUUUGCAUUGGCGGAACCUCUUUUGUUUGGUGAUUUUGGUGAUUUUGAGCCUGAUAGCGAUGUGGAGCGGCUGAACAUUUACGAAGAUUUUGGAGCGGAAUUUACCAGGGCGCGCUCAUUGGUGGAGAUGAUGUUGGAGGAGAUUAACACGCCGACGAAAAAGAUGGAUUUAGUGAUGUUUGACAUGGCGUUGGAUCACCUGCUGCGCAUCACUCGUGUUCUUUCUCUUCCCCGUGGCAACUGCCUGCUUAUUGGCGUUGGUGGAAGUGGCAAACAGUCUCUCACAAAAUUGGCAGCCGCCAUGUACCGGAUGGGCGUGUUUGAAAUUGUACUUUCUCGUAACUACAACGAGGAUGCGUUUCGCGAGGAUUUAAAACGCCUUUAUGCUCGUGUCGGUGUACAGAAGGAGAAAGUUGUGUUUUUGUUUACCGACAGCCACGUGAAGGAAGAGGGUUUUUUGGAAGUUAUCAACAACAUGUUGACUUCAGGUAUGGUGCCAGCGCUCUUCACAGAGGAAGAAAAGGAACCGUUGUACAGCAGUGUUGCUGCGGAAGUGGAGGCCGAUGGUCUUGCGCCCUCCAAAGAUAACAAGUGGACGGCCUUUGUCGCACGUUGCCGCGAUAACUUGCAUGUUGUGCUUUCAAUGAGUCCCUCUGGGAACAUUUUGCGCACCCGUUGCCGUAACUUUCCGAGUCUCAUCAACAAUACAACCAUCGAUUGGUUUCAGAAGUGGCCAUCGCAGGCGCUGGAGGCGGUUGGUAAUCGCAUGCUGCAGGAGGAGGAAGUGUCGGAGGAUUUGAAAAGGGCCAUUGCGAGUCAUGCCGUGUAUGUUCACUUGACAGCGGAUGAACUUUCUAUGCGUUUCUUGGGGGAAAUGAAACGACACAAUUACGUCACGCCGAAGAAUUUUCUUGGAUUUUUGGCAAAUUAUUCGCGGCUCCUUAUAACACGCCGAGAGGAAAUUGACGAUUUGGUGAAUAAAUUCGCGAUUGGUCUAGAGAAACUCGACCGUGCCCAGGAGGAUGUGAAAGUUCUUCAGGAGGAACUCGCCGAGAAGGAAGUCAUUUUGGAAGAGAAGCAGGAAGUUAACGAACGCAUGACGAAGGAAAUUAAAGAACAAAAGGAACGGAAUGAAAAGCGCAAGGCAGAAGCAUUGCUCAUGGAGGAAUCACUGAAUGUGCAAAGUGCGGAGAUUGAGAAGGAGAGUGCCGAGGCACAAGAGGUUCUCGACCUUGCUAUGCCUGCCCUUGAAGAGGCCAUGGAGGCGGUCAAGCACAUCAACCCCAAGAGUAUCACCGAAUUAAAGUCCUUUGCCAAACCACCCGCGAGCGUUGUGGCGGUGGUGCGCAUGGUAUGUGUCGUGAAGGGAGUGCCGGCGACAUGGGAUUCUGGCAAGAUUAUGAUGGGUCAAAAUGAUUUCAUUCGUUCACUUAUUGACAUAGACUCUCUUGCCCCAACACUGAAUCAGGGGAAGAUCAAUGAGAUUAAUAG
Molecule: messenger RNA, 5515 nt
Organism: Trypanosoma cruzi
Lineage: Eukaryota; Euglenozoa; Kinetoplastea; Trypanosomatida; Trypanosomatidae
Product: dynein heavy chain, putative
Exons: 1
Biological process (GO): microtubule-based movement
Cellular component (GO): dynein complex
Molecular function (GO): minus-end-directed microtubule motor activity; dynein intermediate chain binding; dynein light intermediate chain binding
Source: RefSeq, a predicted model, not a curated record